Molecule: messenger RNA, 3143 nt
Organism: Python bivittatus (Burmese python)
Lineage: Eukaryota; Metazoa; Chordata; Lepidosauria; Squamata; Pythonidae
Gene: PLS1
Product: plastin 1
Biological process (GO): actin filament network formation; actin filament bundle assembly
Cellular component (GO): actin filament bundle; cytoplasm; actin filament
Molecular function (GO): actin filament binding; calcium ion binding
Source: RefSeq, a predicted model, not a curated record
GCUGGCUGGCUGCAGGUGUCCUCCUGUACUUUCCGAGGCUUAGCCCAGAAAGUGGAGCUGCGGCGAAAUCCAGCUACGAAGCGUAGCGGCGUAGAAACCACGGCAGGCAGGUGAAAGGAGCAGAGUCCGGAUCCUUGGUGUAUGACAGACAUAAAGAACUGAAAAUAAUUGGUGUGGCAAUCAAGAUGGAAAAUAACAUAACAACAAUUUCUCGAGAGGAACUAGAAGAACUAAAAGAAGCAUUCAGUAAAAUAGACAUUGACAAUAGUGGAUAUGUCAGUGAUUAUGAACUUCAAGAUCUUUUCAAAGAAGCAAGUCUUCCAUUACCUGGCUAUAAAGUCCGUGAAAUUGUGGAAAAAAUUAUAGCAGUGACAGAUAGUAACAAGGAUGGCAAAAUCAACUUUGAAGAAUUUGUAUCAGUAAUUCAGGAAUUGAAAAGUAAAGAUAUUAGCAAAUCAUUUCGAAAAUCCAUAAACAAAAAACUGGGGAUUACUGCAAUUGGAGGAACAUCAUCCAUUUCCAGUGAGGGGACUCAGCAUUCUUACUCAGAAGAAGAAAAGGUUGCAUUUGUUAACUGGAUAAAUAAAGCUCUUAAAGAUGACCCUGACUGCAAACAUUGUCUCCCUAUGGAUCCAUCAGAUGACAGCCUUUUUAAUUCACUUGCUGAUGGUAUCCUUCUUUGCAAAAUGAUUAAUUUAUCUCAGCCAGAUACAAUUGAUGAAAGAGCUAUUAAUAAGAAGAAGCUUACUGCAUUCACUGUAUCUGAAAAUCUAGAUCUAGCACUAAAUUCUGCAUCAGCUAUUGGCUGUACAGUAGUUAACAUUGGAUCGCAAGAUCUAAAAGACGGGAAGCCACAUUUGGUGUUAGGACUAUUGUGGCAAAUCAUUAAAGUUGGGCUUUUUUCUGAUAUAGAAAUCUCCAGAAAUGAAGCUCUUAUUGGUUUGCUAAAUGAUGGGGAAGAAUUAGAGCAAUUAAUGAAAUUGUCUCCAGAAGAACUCCUGCUACGCUGGGUUAACUACCAUCUGGAUAAUGCUGGCUGGAAGAAAAUAAGCAACUUUAGUCAAGACAUUAAGGACUCAAGAGCUUACUAUCAUCUGCUGAAUCAAAUUGCACCCAAAGGAGGCAACGAUGGAGAAGCAGCUAUUGCCAUUGAUCUUUCAGGCCUUAAUGAGCCAAAUGAUUUGAGGAGGGCUGAAUAUAUGCUUCAACAAGCAGAUAAAUUGGGUUGCAGACAGUUUGUGACUCCUACAGAUGUGGUUGCAGGCAACCCUAAACUUAAUACAGCCUUUGUUGCAAACCUCUUUAAUACAUACCCUGCCCUGCAGAAGCCUAAAAACAGUUCUUAUGAUGUUAAUUUAUUAGAAGGUGAAAGUAAGGAAGAGAGAACAUUUAGAAACUGGAUGAAUUCAUUGGGUGUAACUCCUUAUAUUAAUCACUUAUACAGUGACCUUGCUGAUGGCUUAGUAAUCUUUCAGCUCUAUGAAACAAUCCGUGUACCAGUAGAAUGGAGCCAUGUAAACAAACCACCAUAUCCUGCACUUGGGGGUAACAUGAAAAAGAUUGAAAAUUGUAACUAUGCAGUAGAACUGGGAAAGACAAAUGCCAGAUUUUCGUUGGUUGGAAUUGGUGGAAAGGAUCUCAACGAAGGCAACCCAACCUUGACCUUGGCACUAGUGUGGCAAUUAAUGAGAAGGUAUACUUUGAAUGUACUAUCAGACCUUGGAGAAGGGGAGAAAGUAAAUGACGAAACUAUCAUUAAAUGGGUGAAUCAAACUCUUGCAAAUGCAAAUAAGACCACUUCAAUAUCUAGCUUCAAGGACCGAUCUAUAAGCACUAGUUUACCCGUAUUAGAUUUAAUAGAUGCUAUUGCACCAAAAGCAGUCCGCCCAGAAAUGGUCAAGAGAGAAGAUCUAACAGAAGCAGACAAGCUAAAUAAUGCUAAAUAUGCUAUUUCAAUUGCUCGGAAAAUUGGUGCUUGUAUAUAUGCCUUACCAGAUGACUUGGUAGAAGUGAAGCCAAAAAUGGUUAUGACAGUGUUCGCAUGUUUAAUGGGAAGAGGACUAAACAAAAUAAAAUAAAGAAGACUUUUUUUUCAUUUUCUGCCAUGAUAAACACAUUGAAUGCCUCAUUGUUUACAGACUAAUGUAAAGCAGAUAAUUUAUAUGCAUAAAUGUGGAAAAGUAAAGAUAGAUUAUUUAAAAUGGUUUCUUUUUUAGUUAUCAUCUGAAAUGUGUAUUAUAACAGUAUGUGAACUAACAUUGCUAACAUGCAAUAAUUGUAGUUAACAUUACUAUGUUCAAUAGUUUUUUUUAACCUAUAUAUGAUUUAUUUUUCUCAAUGCAAAGAUUACCAAGAUUUUAGGAAAUGCUGUGAAGUCAAACAUUUUAACUGAUAAGAUAAUUGCAAUUGUUGCUGGCAUUUAUCACUUGCUAUGGUUAUAAAAUGAGAUAAUGUUUUAAAGCUGGUUUUAGUUAUUUCUGUGUUUGGAAAUUAAUAAGAAAAUAAUAAAUAAUGAGGGCCAGUGAAGUUGUAACAAAUCUUGUACUUCAACCAUGAUUUAGGUGUUGAGAAGAAAGUAACCUUACCAAAGUUACUUUCUUCCAUUAACCUGCUGGUGUAAAUUAUAGUUAACUGUUAUGUGAGUGGCUCUGUUCUUCCUAAUUUAGAUUUCUUUUUGGAAAAUGACUUCACAGAGAGAUGGUACUAACUGUAAACCUUAAGCAUUGAUGAGACUGGUGAGAGAAGAAUCAGCAAAAUUUGCUCUGGAGAGGAGAAAGCAUAUUUUGUUUCAAUCUCAAAUCCCAUGAGCAUGUUCAUGGAAUGAGACCCCUGCAUUAGCUCCAGAGUAGUAGCUUAUGUUUAUUAAAUUGUAAACUAUUUUAUAUUUCAAUUUCUCAGAAAAAGGAAUCUAUAGAGAGUAUGGUAGCAUGCUACUUUAGUUAUCCUUAUGAAACAAUCAGAGAUGUGACAAAAUGGAGAAAUUUUGAUGCAGAAGAGGAAUGUUGGUGUAUUCACAUAGCUGUGUUUGUAUGCCUCUAGUACUGCUAGGAUAACCAUUGUAUGUUAAAUGAAGGAUUUACUGUUAAUUAACUAAUCAGUUAAAUAUUGGGAAUUAAAGUGGUAACACUGAUAGUUAAAACUUA